Molecule: messenger RNA, 876 nt
Organism: Aureobasidium vineae
Lineage: Eukaryota; Fungi; Ascomycota; Dothideomycetes; Dothideales; Saccotheciaceae
Source: the annotation of a GenBank genome assembly
AUGCGGUUGUCCGCCCUCUUAUUAGCCCUCCUCUCAGGCUUGAAUCUCUCCCAAGCCCUCCGCAAACCAUCCGACAGCGUUCUCCUCUCCAAAAUCUCCAGUCUCACCUUACGCGCCGGUCAGAAAACCAGUGCUCGCCGCAGUUCUCCAAUUCCCCAGCUUCAAUGCACGGGUGGCAACGCACGAGGCCUCUACGAUGUAGACGUGAUGCGCUGCACUAAUGCUGGCUCCGACUACGACGACGACAAUGUACAGUGGACUUGCAAGGCUUCUCUGCCUCCAGAGUUCAAGUUGGGCAGUACGGACGUUUCGUGUGAGGGUUACGAUUCACUUGAGGAUCCAUAUGUGUUGAAGGGGAGCUGUGGUGCAAGCUACAGGCUCGUGCUUACUGAGGAGGGUGAGAGGAAGUAUGGUCAUAGAGCGGGUGGCGACGACAGAACUGGACCUUCUUCGACUGGCGAGAAGCUCAUCUUUUGGGCUUUCUUCACGUUUGUUGCAGGCAUGAUUGUCUACGGAGUCUGGGAUUCGUGCGUCAGAGGAAACAACAGGCGCCCACCGCACGCAGGUCGUGGCUAUGGAGGUGGCUGGGGUGAUGAUGCACCACCACCUUACACGCCAUAUGGAAAGUCGAGCUCAGGUCGCAAUUACGGCACACAGAACGGACAAGGUUGGAGACCCGGUUUCUGGACUGGUACCGGCGCAGGAGCUGCCGCAGGUGCCGCCGCGGGAUACAUGGCUGGCAACAGAGCAAGCAGUUCACGCAAUGCUGGCAGAUCUAACAGUGGUGGUUGGGGCGGCAGUACAGGCUCGAGCUCUCCUACGCCAUCGUCGUCGAGGUACGAGAGCACUGGCUUUGGCUCAUCGAGCCGUAGAUAA